AUGUCAGAAGGGUGUUUGGUUCUUACUCUUUCAACGUCGGAUAUCUACAAUGUGGCAAAGAAGAAAAUCUGCGGUUUUGAAUGGCAAGCUGAAGCUAUGGUAGACGAAGAGUUUCUGGACAUUUUCCUAUGGUGUAACCGUGAAAUUGAAGGGAACUUAUGGCGAUGUAACGCGAGGGUAACGAUUAUUGCUUUAGGCGUCAAUGGUGCUUCGGAUGCUAUUCGUAAGCAAGUCACUACAUUUCACACAAGUAAUCGUUCCAUGAAGUAUACAAUUCUUCGCAACGAGCUGAGCAUGGGUGACAUUGAAAUUAGACUAGAACUAUACGAUAUUUCUGGCUAUCGAGAUUAUUCUAUGUUUACUAUUGAUUUCACGAAGCCCUCGCCCUUAACCGAUCUUUGCAUUGGGUUUCAGGAUAGCGACGUAAGAGUUUAUGUGAAUACUCAGUAUCUUUCAAUACACUCCGCAAAAUUCGCUCACUUAUUCGUGCGGAUAAAACCUGGCUGUGCAGAGAAACCUUUUCCAACUACAGAAAACAAAUCUGAGUUCGGAACUUGUAGCGAUUAUGACGUAUUAAGUAUGAAGAGUGAAGGAGAAACGGUGAAACUGGACAGUGAUGAAGAAAUGUUCCGAGCAAGAACACAGGACGUCGAUAACAUGUGUUUCCUCCUUCCGAGUGAUGAUGCAGCAGGAUCUUCACCAGCUACUGGUCUAGAAGGCAAUGUUUUAAUUUUAAAGGAUGUUGGACCUGGUGAAUUCUUGGUGCUUUUGAAAGCCAUUUACCCUCCAUUUGCAGCAAUAACGAAAGAAAAUCUGCAACCUCUUCUUGCGAUGUCUUUUCGUUUUGGUGUCGAGCAUAUGCUAUGGAAAGGUGAACGGUAUCUGAUGACUAAAGAAGCGCAGCAGUCGUUCGAUGUGUUUGAGAGACUUGAAUUCGCAACACUUUUCAAUAUGGCUGCUCUUCAGUCAGACUGUCUUUCCAAAUUACUGACAGCUAAUGAUGUCCGCCAAGUGUUAGAUGAUCCCAGAAUAGAAUGUGCCCCUAAACAAGUUCGAUCAGUUUUACUAGAAGCAUUGCUUCAGCGCUUCCGAGCGGAUUCGGUUACUCAAGAAGGUAAUGAGUCGGCAGCUGUCGCCAAAGGUCACGUUUGUAAUUUGUUCAAAUCAGUUAGAGCCGCAAAAGAAACGAUCGCUCCUCUUUCUGCGGAAGUAAAGGUGGAACAGAAGUCGACUGACAUCGCAGAGAUUGCAUCACUACGGGAAGAAUUGAAGAAGCAGGAAGCGAUAAGAAUGAACUUGGAGAUGUCCUUAAAGUGUGCGCGUGACUUUAUCAGAAGUACGGAAAGAAAUUUUGUAUCGAAAGCUACCACAAGUACGGAGCGUGAGAUACUGCCGGGAAUGGAUCUGCAGAUUACGACUAUGAAGGUUAAUGCUACAGAAAAUGAACCUCCUCCUCCUGUACCACCGCAUUCGAGGAAGAUAACACGAACUAUCCAUGACUGUUUGAAGGACCUAGUGUUCGACGCAUUCAAUGCUUGUGAGCUAUCGAAGGAGCAAAACAUAACUCCAGGCGGUUAUUCGGCCAGGCGAUUUUCGACUCAUGAAAUUUUCGUGGAUCUUGUGCUUCCUCCGUUCAUAUCGAUGAACAGUAUCAUCUAUUCAUUUUUAAACCAUCUCUUCGUUAAGAUGUAUGGGAAGCAAGUCAUUCCAGUAGUGAGAUCUCACCUCCUGCACAAAAUUGAUGCGUUCCCUCCAGGUCUCGCAGACAUUGUAGCUUCGGCUAUAAUUUCUGGUUACAAACUUGAUGAGCAACUGGAAAAUGAUGAAUUGCUCAUCUUAGAGCUCAGAACUUAUUUGCAGAAAAGACUUCAAGCCGAUUUUAAUGUAUACUGCGAUAACAUGAAGGCGGGAUACCUAAUGAAUUCGCUCCCUUGA
This is a messenger RNA of Necator americanus (New World hookworm), 1935 nucleotides long. RefSeq lists its product as uncharacterized. Bases 1 to 1935 code for a protein of 644 amino acids. The transcript has 17 exons. Gene Ontology annotation, molecular function: protein binding. The record is from RefSeq and is a predicted model, not a curated record. NCBI's taxonomy places the organism in Eukaryota, Metazoa, Nematoda, Chromadorea, Rhabditida, Ancylostomatidae.